AUGUUUGGGAAGAGGGUAGAGUCAGCGAAAGGAAAUACACGGACUCCGGUGGCGUUGAAGCCUUUGUUGUUACUGUUAAUUAUUGGACCCAUGGUAAAUAUUUUUUUUCGGAGUGUACGGUCAUGAAGAACCCAUAUUAACCCCGUGAUGCUACAUGGACAGUCUGUGCGCUACGGUAAUCUAUGCCAGCAACGCGGUGAAAAUGGACUGAAUGCAUGCGGAAUACUUUCUCUACCACCACCACUUCAAGCAGGGACAGAAUAAAUACACAUUUAGUUGUACAUUUCCUUUUUAUAUAACAUUGUAGAUGACGGCUCUUAUUUUCGGAAUAUUUUUUUCCGUCUAGGUUUUCAUCGUCUGUUUUUGAUUGCUUUGGCGUGCACAGUCCCCAUUAAACAAGGAUAUAUUGUUAAAUAUGAGGAAGCAAUUUAUUACAGAGAUACCAAAAAGAAAGAGGCCUUUCCGUUUUCAGGCCCGGAUUUGAGUUCAGUAGGGGAAUAAUGGGGAAAAAUCCAAAUGGAUAAAAUAUGGAUAUUGGAACACAAUAUUAGAGCAGUUGGAUUGCUAUCGACAACGUGCCGUGCAAGUUUGAUGCAUCAAAAAAAGUGAACAACCCAUUUCUUCAACACUCAAUAACUCUAUUCGACACAAAUAAAGGGAAGUGGAACUGUUAUUGGAAUUACCACAUUUUCAGUUGUGCCAGCAGCUUAAAUGCAAUUUUUUAUAUGAGUUUUAUGUUGCUUUUUUAUUGCAAUUUGAGCUGGACAGAGCUUUGACUGUUCAAUGGAAGUAUGUUAUCAGUUACCGGUUUUGCCUCUAGACAGGCCGGUUCCUAAACAUGUUCUCAGCCGCAGGGGAGCCAUUAGCUUCAGCUCCAAUUCUUAUUUUUUUGGUGGACCUGCCCCAAGACAGCUGGCCAAGAGACGAGGGGCGAUCUCUUAUGACAGUGAGAAUCAAACAGCUCUCUACAUUCGGAUGCUCGGUACGUAUGGAGAUGUGAGAGUCAGAAGCCAAGUGGGGUUUGAACCGGAACCAAGAGGGUCCCAUCCUUACUUGUAUGUCGAUUUCCGAACUUUGCACUCCCGACCCCAGUCUGCGGGGCCUGUGUCUGCCAGGAAUGUCCGCAGGCUGCUGAGCUUUCAGCGGUACCUCCACUCGUCACGGUUCAUCCGCGGCAUCCCAGCCUCCAACCCACUAGGCUACAUCCUUGAUGAUGACUACACAGGUCAAGCCAAGUUAAUGCUGGAGAAGGUUGGAAACUGGAACUUUGACAUGUUCCUUUUUGAUAGGCUUACAAACGGGAACAGCCUCGUCAACCUGACCUUUCACUUAUUCAACAGUUAUGGGUUAAUUGAGCUCUUUCAGUUGGACAUGGUUAAACUUAGAAGAUUUUUAGUCAUGAUUCAAGAGGACUACCGCAGCCUGAACCCCUACCACAAUGCAGUCCACGCUGCGGACGUGACUCAGGCCAUGUAUUGUUACCUGCAGGAGCCCAAGCUUGCUGAGACGAUGACUUCCUGUGAUCUCCUGCUGGGUCUGCUGGCUGCUGCCACCCAUGAUCUGGACCAUCCAGGUGUCAACCAGCCUUUCCUCAUAAAAACAAACCAUUAUCUAGCAGCACUGUACAAGAAUAGCUCAGUUUUGGAGAAUCACCACUGGAAGUCUGCUGUGGGCCUGCUCCGAGAGUCAGCACUCUUGUCCCACCUUCCCACUGAAGACAGAUGCACAACUGAGAGCAUCCUGUUGGGCUGUAUCAUCGCCUGGAACGGCAACUGCAUCGCCAGCAACCUGCAGAGCUCUCCAGAGGGUGGUGUGGUAAGCCUAACGCCUCACCGGGGGCACACUGCCUGCCCUCCAGGACACCUACAGCACCCGAUGUCACAGGAAGGCCAAAAGGAUCAUCAAGGACUUCAACCGCUCGCGCCACAGCCUGUACACCCUCUUAUCAUCCAGAAGGCAAGAUUGAACAUGGAGGAGCGGCUUGGAUCCCUGAUUCUGGCCACGGACAUCAGCAGGCAGAAUAACUAUCUGUCAGAGUUCAGGACACACUUGGACAAGAGAGACCUCUGCCUCACUAACGGAAGACAUCGGCACUUUAUCCUUCAGAUAGCUCUGAAGUGUGCGGACAUCUGCAACCCCUGCCGACCGUGGAAACUCAGCAAACUGUGGAGCGAGAAAGUGACAGAGGAGUUCUUCCAUCAAGGUGACAUUGAGAGGAAACAUCAUCUUGAAGUAACCCCACUCUGUGACAGGCAAUCCAACUCAGUUGCCAAUAUACAGAUUGGCUUUAUGACGUACGUGGUGGAGCCUCUGUUUGUGGAAUGGUCACGCUUCUCCGACACACGGCUGUCCCAGACCAUGAUGGGCCACCUGAGCCUGAACAAGCAAGGCUGGAAGGAGGGUAGAGACAAGCAGGAGGCUAACACUAGUAGGGCCUCAGAGGAACAGAGGACUUCUGCUGCCAAGGACUCAAACUCCAAAGAAUUACCUCAGGGAAGUAAACGGUCAUGACUCGCCAAGAGAGUGAAGCGUCAGGAAGCGAAGAGAAUCUCCUCACCGGACAAAAACUACAUUACCCAUCACUCCCCGCACCACAGCACCUCAGCCACAUGCUCCCCAUCUAGGUUAACCACUGUUUUUGUUUUUCACAUAAUUUAACUUAAUUUAUUACAUUUGGACCCUUUACUUUAACAACAUAGAGCAAUACAUAGAUACCUCAUGUUGCUUCUGCUGUAUUUUCUUUCCAUUUUCUUUUCAUAUUUUAUUUAUUUUUACCGUAGUUCUGCUCUGACAUCCCUAAUUUGACAUGCCACCCUUUGAAUAGAGACCUGAAGGGAAUGAUUUAAAAAAUACCCUUCUGAUUAUAGCGCCAUCUGCAAACAAUUUGUUUUAAUGUUUUUAAAGUGAGGAAACCUUGUAUUCAGAGAGAGGUUCAUGUUGAGUGAUUGAGACAAGCUUCUGUGGGUUUCUCUAUUUCAGACUUAGUAAUACUUCCUCAUUACAAUAAAUAAUGUGAAGAGCCCACUUCACUGCUGCCUCUUUACAAGCAUCUACUUUGUGUUGUAUUUUACAAAUUAAACAUUGGUUCUGUAAAAAAAAAAAGUACAUACUGUAUGUGAAUAACCACUCACAUGAAAUAGUUGUCCUGUACACACUGAACAAACAUCUGAUUGCAGAUCAACACACCAAAUGCCCUGAAACGACUGUUUUGGUCCGUUUGUUGCUACUUGCACUGUGAACUAUAACAUGUCUUUAUGACCCAAGACUCAGUCAGCUCAGAGACUAAUUGUGUGAAGAAAAAAAAAGUAUAUUGGAUGUGGUAUGAAAUCAGUUUCUUUCUUUACCUGUAUGGUGUUGGGGAUUUAACCAUAGUCUGGUGUUUUGUUAGGGGAUGGGGGAAUGCAUGUGGCCUUAACCAUAGAAAUAGAAUAUAGAUUCUAUUUCUAUGACCGUAACAUUCUUUCAACACUUGAAUAACCACUCUUCCAUAUUAGUAACGGAUGACCAGAGUUACGUGUGUUGAAGGUAUAAACAGCAUGACUACUUAUUAAGAGAAAUUGGGAGGUCUGCCUCUGGUAGAGCUGUGCCAUGACAUACAAUGUUAUUUUAGAGAGUUGAAGCCCUUUCUAAAAUGCAAACAGGCAACAUUUAAGACUGGCAACGGAUGCCUUUUAAGCUAUGCACAAAACUAAGUGAACAAACCAGUUGUUUAUUAAUAAGGUGGAUCAUGUAUUCUCAAUGCAUUGUCCGACUGUUUGCCUCUGAUGUGGAAGGAAAUUACUAGGCAUUAGUAGAUUGGUCAGUGACUCAGUCAACAUGAAACAUUCCAUAUUUAAUUUAUUUUUGGUAUUGUUUUUUUGAUUCUAUACACGGCACGAUCGUGUCUCUGGUUGGACGUUCAGUACAUUGAAUGAAAACCGGUGCUUUUCAUUAUGGCAAAAAAAAAUGUAUUUUCUGGUAACUGAAAGACUGUUUGAUAUAACUGUUUACCAUUUUUAUGUAAGUCGUUUUUGGCUAGAAACUUGCGUGGCAAACUAUUUUGUGAAAAGCUUUGCCAAAUUGAUAUUUUGAUACUUGCCAGUUGCAGUUACAUUUUCAUUAAAACAACUUGUCACACGUG
This is a messenger RNA of Oncorhynchus nerka (sockeye salmon), 4120 nucleotides long. RefSeq names its product high affinity 3',5'-cyclic-AMP phosphodiesterase 7A. The record is from RefSeq and is a predicted model, not a curated record. The transcript is spliced from 14 exons. Gene Ontology annotation, molecular function: 3',5'-cyclic-AMP phosphodiesterase activity. Lineage: Eukaryota; Metazoa; Chordata; Actinopteri; Salmoniformes; Salmonidae. Bases 784 to 2511 code for a protein of 575 amino acids.